AUGCAGCCACCGGAACGCCAACCAGUUGUUGCAGAGCAGAUUAGGAGGAAUCGUGUGGAUGUCAUGGGUCUUGUUGAGACAAAGAUGCAAAGGCCCAACGUGGAAGCUUUCAUGGCCAGUUUACACUCACCCGAAACACGACAAUCCCUUUGGGACUCGAUAGUAGAUUUUGCUUUGCAGGGAUUGCCAUAUCUGGUGAGUGGGGACUUUAAUGCAGUGAUACACGUAGAUGAGCGACGUGGAAUUCAGAAACCAGAAAACCGCAAGAUGGAUGGGCCGAUACAAGCCUGUGCCAUUUUGGGUUUGCAAGAUGUGGCCUCUACGGGCUGCGCCUUCACGUGGAAGAAUGGUCAUGUCUUUAGCAAGAUUGACCGCGCUAUGGUGAACCAGGAGUGGCUUGACGCGGGAUACAUUGCGAACACAAAGUUCCUUCCGUCAGGCUUCCAGACGGACCAUUCUCCUGUUGUAACAAAAAUCUAUGCGGAUAUCCGGGCUUCACCAAAACCCUUCAAGUUCUUCAAUUAUUGGAUGGAUCAUGAUGAAUUUGAGAGGACCCUUAAGGAGAAUUGGAGGAUCCAAGUUGUUGGCUCUAGACAAUUUGCCCUUUUUCAAAGGGAAGAGUCAAACAGACUAAUCUUGCCGAUCACUAAUGAGGAAAUCAAGAGUGUUCUUUUUGCUAUCAAGGAUGAUAAGGCGCCUGGGUCGGAUGGCUACUCCUCUGCCUUCUUCAAAAAGAAUUGGGCAACGCUAGGUUUGGAUAUCAUUGAGGCUGUCUCGGAAUUCUUCGAAUCUGGACACCUACUAAAGAGCUUCAACACCACGGCGAUAGCCCUCAUCCCGAAGACGGUAAGUAACCCUCAGGCACAAUCUGCUUUUGUCCCGGGACGCAACAUCAUAGAUAACAUCCACCUAGUCACGGAACUUAUGAGGAGAUAUGAUAGAGCUAGGACUGUCCCGCGAUGCAUAGUGAAGAUCGACUUAAGGAAGGCCUACGACACCAUCUGCUGGGACUUCCUAGAGGAUGUCCUUCUAGGCCCAAAUUUCCACCCCAUUUUUGUGGAACGGGUCAUGGAAUGUGUGACUUCACCAACCUAUUCGAUAAUGAUCAAUGGCAGUCCGCAUGGGUUUAUUCCAGGUAAACGGGGGCUAAGGGGGGUGGGGUUUAACUUCCACCCGGGCUGUGCUAGGCUUCGCAUUACUCACCUCGCUUUUGCAAAUGACCUUAUGCUUUUUGGAAGAGGGGAUAACUACUCAAUGCAGGUGUUGGCCGACUCACCUGGGGAGUUCUCGGCGUGCUCGGGGCUUGAGGUCAACCAGGGCAAAUCUAAUCUUUUCCUUGCAGGGACGAUGAUGGAAGCAACUAAGGCACAUAUCAUCAACAUCUUUGGCUACACGGUCGUGCAUCUUCCAGUCAAAUACCUUGGUAUCCCACUGGCGUCGCGAAUGCUCAAAACGGCGGAUUAUUCCAGCCUAAUUGAGAAGAUGUCGUCCACAGUGAAAAAGUGGAAUGGUAAGUCCCUCACUUAUGCGGGUAGGUUGGAACUAAUCAAAUCUUGCUUGCAGGGGGUCGAGUCUUACUGGCUCCAAGCGUUCCCGAUUCUUGAUAACGUUACAUCACGGAUUGUCACGAUCGCACGACAAUUCUUGUGGGGAUCCAAGCAUGCGAAGGUCGCUUGGAAAGACAUCUGCUUACCUAAGAAUGAGGGUGGCCUGGGAAUCAGAGAUCUUAGUACUUGGAAUACAACCCUCCAUGCGAAAAUCUUAUGGAACAUCCAUGCCAAGGCGAAUACUCUAUGGAUCAAAUGGAUCCAUAGUGAAAUAAUCAAGGAUGCGGAUUUCUGGGAUUGGCAACCGAGAAUUAAAGAAGACUCAACCCUUAUCAAACAUGUCUUUUCCAUUAGAGAUUCUAUGAUCGCGAGGAGCUCAAGAGAAGAGGUGCAAUCCCUCUUGAAUCAAUGGGGUGCCACGGCAGACACCAAGGCCGCUUAUGAGUGGUUCCGGCCGAAGGAGGAACAACAUUUCUGGGAAAAAUAUAUCUGGCAUGAUAGCAUACCGCCUAAAUACUCGUUCAUUGGAUGGCUUGCCUUGCGCGGCAGGCUGACAACCCGAGACCGAAUCACUUGGGAAGAUGUUGACGCUACAUGUGGUCUUUGCUCCAGGGAAGAUGAAAGUGCAAACCACUUGUUCUUUAAAUGCCGAGAAAGCUGGAAAGUGUGGGACAAUAUUCGGGAAUGGAUUGGACUUAGGAGACGCCCCACUACUAUCAAGAGCGCAAUCAAAUGGCUUAUGAGGGACAGACGGCCAUCACGGAUAGUGCACAUGGCCGGGAGAAUUGCGCUUGCGGCCACUAUUUACAUCAUUUGGCUUGCAUGUAAUGCCACAAUCAUAGGAAAGAGGUUUGAUAGCGUCCGAGUUUUAUUCCAGAUCAAGAAAGCGGUUUAUAGCAUCCUCUAUGCUAAAUUCCCUCACGAUCAAGUUAUCCAACAUGUUCCUGAUCUUACUUGA
Messenger RNA from Salvia hispanica, 2505 nucleotides. Lineage: Eukaryota; Viridiplantae; Streptophyta; Magnoliopsida; Lamiales; Lamiaceae. The record is from RefSeq and is a predicted model, not a curated record.